Messenger RNA from Humulus lupulus (European hop), 757 nucleotides. RefSeq names its product small ubiquitin-related modifier 1-like. Lineage: Eukaryota; Viridiplantae; Streptophyta; Magnoliopsida; Rosales; Cannabaceae. The record is from RefSeq and is a predicted model, not a curated record. Gene Ontology annotation, cellular component: nucleus. Bases 108 to 425 code for a protein of 105 amino acids. Gene Ontology annotation, biological process: protein sumoylation. The transcript is spliced from 3 exons. Gene Ontology annotation, molecular function: protein tag activity; ubiquitin-like protein ligase binding.
UAUAUAGUUAUAUACAUACCAAGGCUCGCAUGUAGAGAGACACAGCGUGAAUCUGACGCUUAAGUUAUCUGGAGUCGAAAAUAGCAAAAGGCUUUGAGAAUUGUACGAUGUCGGCGACUGGCGGCGGCGGUGGAGGUGGCGGUGGUGGUCAGGAAGAGGACAAGAAGCCCGUUGACCAGACGGCUCACAUUAAUCUCAAAGUCAAGGGUCAGGAUGGUAAUGAGGUGUUCUUUAGGAUAAAAAGAAGCACCCAAUUGCGCAAGCUCAUGACUGCAUACUGUGACAGACAGUCUGUGGAGCUGAACUCCAUUGCAUUUCUUUUUGAUGGACGCAGGCUCCGAGCCGAUCAGACUCCAGAUGAGCUUGAGAUGGAGGAUGGUGAUGAGAUAGAUGCAAUGCUGCACCAAACUGGAGGGAGCCCAUGAAAGGGCUGCUCAACUGCUGCAGAUGCAACUCAGCUUUUAGAAUGCAAAGCCAUUCGAAAAUGGAGGGUAUAGAUUGCCUGCCGAGUUCCUUAUUUUGCUUCAUAUAUUGAAAAGUUACUGUAAAUAAAAAUGGAUCUGGUGCAUACUCUAAACUAGACUGUGAGGUUUUUGAUUGUCGAUCAUGACUAUAAUGGAUUUGUAAUGCGUGGUUGUUUAUGGCUUGUUUACCAUUAAUUAUUGGCAGUCUAUUAUUGUAGCGAUCUAUAUUUGAUGUGACUUGUGCUGUUUUUCUUAUUUGUUGUAUGUUAUGGUCUUGGAGGGCUUUAUUGGUU